AUGUCGAAGGGCGACAGUGAACAGCAGAAUGGCUCCGGCGAAGAGUCCAAGACCAACCUCAUCAUAAACUACCUGCCGCAGAGCAUGACCCAGGAGGAAAUACGGAGCCUGUUCUCUAGUAUCGGCGAAGUGGAGUCUUGCAAGCUGAUCCGGAACAAAGGAGCGGCCUUCCCCGACGCGUUGAACCACGCGCUGCACGGCGGCGGACAGAGUCUCGGGUAUGCCUUUGUUAACUACCACCGACCAGAAGACGCCGAGAAAGCUAUCGCCACCCUCAACGGACUGCGCCUCCAGAACAAAACCAUCAAAGUUUCCUACGCCAGGCCCAGCAGUGAAGCCAUCAAGGGCGCUAAUCUCUACGUGUCCGGCCUCCCGAAGACAAUGACCCAGAUAGAGUUAGAGAGAUUGUUCAGUCCGUACGGUCGUAUCAUCACAUCUCGCAUACUCUGUGAGAAUUCAGGCGGGCGACCGUUCACCGGCGGCGAGCAGGGCCUGUCCAAGGGAGUCGGCUUCAUCAGGUUCGAUCAACGCGUCGAGGCUGAGCGAGCCAUCCAGGAGUUAAACGGGACGGUGCCGAAGGGUGCCACUGAACCUAUAACAGUGAAAUUCGCGAACAAUCCAAGCAACAACGGGAAAGCGUUAGCUCCGCUCGCCGCGUACCUACCAGCAGCGCUCCGUUUCCCGGCGCCGCUCGGAAGAUUCAGCUCAGGCAAGUCCUUACUCGCUAUAAAUAAAGGUCUACAGAGAUACAGCCCUCUAGCGGGGGAGCUGCUCGGCGGAGUGCUCCCGGGCGCGGUCGGCUCCGAGUGGUGUAUCUUCGUUUACAACCUAGCCCCGGAGACCGAGGAGAACGUGCUCUGGCAGCUGUUCGGGCCGUUCGGCGCCGUCCAGAGCGUGAAAGUCAUCCGCGACUUGCAGACUAACAAAUGCAAAGGUUACGGAUUCAUAACGAUGACGAAUUACGACGAAGCCGUUGUAGCCAUACAGUCCCUGAACGGCUACACGCUCGGGAACAGAGUGCUCCAGGUCAGUUUUAAGACGAACAAGAUCAAGACGAUCUAA
Messenger RNA from Danaus chrysippus (African queen), 1062 nucleotides. NCBI's taxonomy places the organism in Eukaryota, Metazoa, Arthropoda, Insecta, Lepidoptera, Nymphalidae. The record is from the annotation of a GenBank genome assembly.